UCACAUGCAACACUACCUCGCUUGGGGUCCGACUCUCUACACUUCAUCAUGGCGUAUUCGUCCCCAGUUCACUCUCAAAACUUCUACCAACCCGACGCAUCGACGCCUCCACCCCCGCCCCCAAAGCCAGGACGUUCAAAUGGGAAUGCGACUCCAUCACAGGGACCUCCAUUGCCCCCACCCCCACCGGGUCAGUCAUCGUAUCCGGGGGAUCAGCAGCAAAGCCCUCGUGUACAACAGCAAUAUUCUCAGAUAGACUCCGAGCAACCCACAGUCCAACCGCCCGAAGAUGGGUGGCUACCUGACGUGCUCAAGGACAAACCGACCAAGGACUUGCACCAUGUGCUUCAGACAUCGGAACUGCAGCGUGCUAUAGUUCACAAUCCCGAUACAACACAUCCAUCGCUGCCAGCAUCAAUCGCGCCUCUACAGGCGCUUCUUGCACAGAACGUGGGACUUGCAGAAUCACUCAAGCAGCUUGAAGCACAUGUCCAGCAUCAGCGCGAUGGCACACAGUCGCGCCUACUGGCACUCCGUGCUUUGGAACGUCAGUGGAGAGCAAAGCAGACUGAACAGGACGAAGCACUCCGAGAGUUCAGUCCGCCGGCCCUGUAUCAGCGACUGAGUGCUUCAGUAGGCGAGCAAGAGGCUCUCUGCCGGGGACUGGAAGAGAGCUUUCUCGAAGGCGAAGGCUUUGGCGGUGGAGACGCCGUUGCCAGCGAUCGAGAAGUAACGGACUUUGUGAGGCGCUUGAGAGAAGGCCGGAAGAUUGCGUACCUUCGAGCAGAGCGCAAGGAGCGAUGGGACGAAGGUCGGGUUGGCGGUUGGCGGUGAUCCACCUUGAACUUAUUAUAACUACUAAUAUCAGACCACGCAUCAACCGUCGCAUCGUCAAGUCGGUGCUGGAAUUACCAAAUUGAAAUUGCCAUUGCCAUGGCAUGAUAGUUAUGCGGCGGCGGAAGUCGGAAGCAUGCCUGAGAGUCAAGGCCACAGGCACAUGCUAGUCAGGGCGCGAGAUAUGCGCCCGCGGCUAUGAAUCUAAGAUUGCAUCCCAGGGGCCUCGUCAUCUCCGCAGGAACAUACCUCACUGUUAGCUAAGAUAGGCCGAGAGGCUGGACUUGUCUCCACGACUCAUUGCGAUGAGCACUGUCCGUCGUUCGCGGCUGAGCCACAUCCCAAGACAGAUGCCCCUAGCGUGAUGACUUCCGCAUUUGGCUGAUUCCGUACGCGUCGGAAGAUUGCGCGAUGCCAAAAUGAAGGUGAAUGCAAGCCACCCGUUGCGGGUGUCACAUGGC
Alternaria alternata is the source of this 1295-nucleotide messenger RNA. RefSeq lists its product as hypothetical. The transcript has 2 exons. NCBI's taxonomy places the organism in Eukaryota, Fungi, Ascomycota, Dothideomycetes, Pleosporales, Pleosporaceae. Bases 49 to 834 code for a protein of 261 amino acids. Gene Ontology annotation, cellular component: ESCRT I complex. The record is from RefSeq and is a predicted model, not a curated record. Gene Ontology annotation, biological process: protein targeting to membrane; protein targeting to vacuole; ubiquitin-dependent protein catabolic process via the multivesicular body sorting pathway.